UUUUACGUUCGCCAUUACUAAUAGACAAUUUUUUAAACGCUAUAGCAUAAAUACGAGGUAAUUAUUCGGAGAAACGAAUAUGUUUCAUCCAUGUGUGUCAUCUGGAAUACUUCUUAUACUCCUUCGUAUGGCACAAGUGCCAUCCACAUAUGGAUUUGCUGAGCCUAACACUUGGACAAUGGAUCUGAAGAUGCCAGGUUCCACAACGUCACAGGAGGACGCCUAUUUGUUCACACACUUUCCGGUUCCUUACCCUCAUCGGACUUCUUACAUAGUUGAGAUUAUUCCUAGACCAAAUCACUCCACUGCCCAUCACAUGAUGUUACACGGUUGCUCGCAGCCGGUCCUUCAAGGUGUGGAGGAGAAUAUUGCCUCCGGCUCCUGCACCACACUAUUGUACGCGUGGGCUCACGGUGCACCUGGACUACGUUUUCCUCCUGGAGUUGGGGUUCCCGUUGGGCAAGCAUCGGAAAUAAAAGGAUUUCAGCUGGAUUUACACUAUCUUCCAAAGGUUAUCUCACCUGACCAAUCUGGAGUGACUUUGGUUUUUACUGACCAGCCACAACCGCGUUCAGCUGGGGUGUUCCUCAUGUUUUCCGCAGACGCCAUCAUCCCACCCGGGAGAAAAAACUUCACAAUCGACAUAUCAUGCCGUGUGCCAAAAGGUGUACAGUUUACUCUCAUGGCUAUGCGUACCCAUGCCCAUAGUCUUGGUCGCGUCAUUAUGGGUUAUCGCAAGAAGGAAGACAGUUUGAAACAACAACUACUCGGUCAAGGUAGUCCACAAUGGCCACAAGCGUUCUAUUCACUCAGAGAUCUAAAUGCAUCUUUUGACUCCAUCGACAUCGAGAGUGGUGAUAUCCUGUUCGCGCGAUGUGUGUACGACAGCACAAGCAGAUCCCGGAGGACAGUGAUCGGAUCAACUCAUAACGAUGAGAUGUGCAACCUAUACAUGAUGUACUACGCAAACUUGGAUCAACUACCUGGGAGUGCACUUGCAGUUACAGGAAAGUGGAUGUCUAGUGGACGCACUGGAGUAAUCCUGGCUGGGUCUCUGAUGCUUGCUGUGGUGUUCGCAUUCAUCUCCACGCUUGUUUGUAUUCGAAUGUGCUGGUGUGGGCGUAAAUCUGAUCUACCUCAGCGCAGAGCAAAUAAAUCAAACAACUCACGUUGGUCUGGUCGUCCUACUAGAGCACAAAAAGUUGGAUUUCGUUUACUAAACCAAACGAAUGACCUAUCAGAUGGUAUAAACAACAUGGACGAUGAGGAAGAUGAUUGCGAAGACGUACUUUUGCAAAGAAACCAACAUAACGGACUGAUUCCUGUUAAGGUAGACGCCGAAUCCGUUAGAUUGUCCAAGGAAAAAACGCUGCGGCAAGUUGCAUGUGUGGCAGACAGUCCCACCAUUUCGGGCAUACCUCCGGGUCUCUGGAACACACCAAAGUCUAAGGCAAAUCAAUUUUUGGCAUAA
Dicrocoelium dendriticum is the source of this 1471-nucleotide messenger RNA. Lineage: Eukaryota; Metazoa; Platyhelminthes; Trematoda; Plagiorchiida; Dicrocoeliidae. The record is from the annotation of a GenBank genome assembly.